Molecule: messenger RNA, 595 nt
Organism: Rhipicephalus microplus (southern cattle tick)
Lineage: Eukaryota; Metazoa; Arthropoda; Arachnida; Ixodida; Ixodidae
Product: venom metalloproteinase antarease-like TtrivMP_A
Biological process (GO): membrane protein ectodomain proteolysis
Molecular function (GO): metalloendopeptidase activity
Source: RefSeq, a predicted model, not a curated record
GACAUACCGAAGUCGUACGCAGGUGUCCACACCAUGGCUCACGAGUUAGCCCAUUCGUUGGGAGCAUCGCACGACCCUCAAGAUGAUUCGGAGUGUUCGUGGAAGAAAGGUUUUCUCCUGAGCUACGAGGACAAAGGUAGCAACAAGUACCGACUUUCAAGGUGUAGCGAGAUCAGCAUAACGGACGUCGUACAGAGGCUGUCAGACGAAUGCUUAAAGGAAACUGGGAACCAGACACUUCAUGUAGACCACACGAAAAUGCCUGGUGAUAUGGUAGUAAGGCACUAUUACUGCAAAAAGAUGCUUCAAAGAAUAUCUAGACGGUACUUUCUGUUUAAACAGGACCCACACAACAAAUGCAAACUGCAGUGUUACUAUCAUAAACAGAACAGAACAUCGUUAGAAACAUGGUUUAUUACCGUUGAUAUGGCAGAAGGAAUGUGGUGCGGUGAUGAAAAGACAUGCCAAAGAGGAAUCUGCACCGAAGCGCCGCCUACGAAAACACCCCAUGGUUAGUCAUAGUGAAAUAUAACAUGGCGUAUACUCACAAUAUAAGGUACAGUGUUCACUGCGAUACUAAUAAAUUACGUUUAUU